AGUCGCUACGGCUUCCUACGUUCGGGAAGAGACGGGCUUGGCGGGCGGGCGCGAUGCCGGAGCUGGCGGUGCAGAAGGUCGUGGUUCACCCCCUGGUACUCCUCAGUGUGGUGGAUCACUUCAACCGAAUAGGAAAAGUUGGAAAUCAAAAACGUGUGGUUGGUGUGCUCUUAGGGUCAUGGCAGAAAAAAGUACUUGAUGUUUCCAACAGUUUUGCAGUCCCUUUUGAUGAAGAUGACAAAGAUGACUCGGUCUGGUUUCUUGAUCAUGACUAUUUGGAAAAUAUGUAUGGAAUGUUUAAGAAAGUCAACGCCAGAGAAAGAAUAGUUGGGUGGUACCAUACAGGCCCAAAGCUUCACAAGAAUGACAUUGCUAUCAAUGAGCUCAUGAAGAGAUACUGUCCUAACUCAGUACUGGUAAUAAUUGAUGUGAAACCAAAGGACCUAGGACUGCCCACAGAAGCAUAUAUUUCAGUUGAAGAAGUUCAUGAUGAUGGAACUCCAACCUCCAAGACAUUUGAACAUGUGACUAGUGAAAUCGGAGCAGAGGAAGCAGAAGAGGUUGGAGUGGAACAUCUACUUCGAGACAUCAAAGACACCACAGUUGGCACCCUUUCUCAGCGUAUCACGAAUCAGGUCCAUGGCUUAAAGGGACUGAACUCCAAGCUUCUGGACAUCAGGGGCUACCUGGAGAAAGUAGCAAUGGGCAAGUUACCCAUCAACCACCAAAUAAUCUACCAGCUACAGGAUGUCUUCAAUUUGUUGCCUGAUGUCAACCUGCAAGAAUUUGUCAAGGCAUUUUACCUGAAGACCAAUGACCAAAUGGUGGUGGUAUACCUGGCCUCACUGAUCCGUUCAGUAGUUGCCUUGCACAACCUCAUCAACAACAAGAUUGCCAACAGGGAUGCAGAGAAGAAAGAGGGGCAGGAAAAGGAGGAGAGCAAAAAGGAGAGGAAAGACGACAAGGAGAAAGAUAAGGAUAAAGAAAAAGGAGAUGCUAAGAAGGAAGAGAAAAAGGAGAAAAAAUAAAACUUGGUGUGUUUUUUGGAAAAUUAAAAUAUUGCAGGCUAAAUGAGUAUGCUGCUAGAGGGUUCUUUUCACUUUUAAGUGCUUGUUAUAACAUUGUUUUGAUAGUUCUCUGCCUUAGCCCAGAAAGAGAAGUCCCUUGCUGUGGGAUCAUUCAAGUAAGUAGGAAGGUGAAGGGGACUGAGUUCACCUAAAGUGGCAGCUACAACACAGGCAUGUGGUAUUGGGGUUUUGUGGUCCAGGUCUCAAGCACUGGUUGAAAAUGAGGAGGAGCAAAGAUUUAGCAUAGCUUAAUUUUUCCCCAGUAAAACCAUGUUUUAAAAACCCAUUAUCUGCCCUUUUCUUAUCCUUAAGACUAUUUGGGUCUGUCCCCGGCUGGGUGAAAACUGCCAGACUGCAUCAGUGCAUGCACACUGCCUUUACCUGCCUGCAUUCUGUCCUUCCUCCUGAACUCUUUGUGGAGGAUCCCACACCAAGGGACUUGGAUUUCUGAGCCUAGAUUGCCUCAGCGGUCUCGGAAUUUGAGAUUCAGCUUCAUAUAUUGUUUACCUUUAAAGAAAUGAUUAAA
Messenger RNA from Gracilinanus agilis (Agile Gracile Mouse Opossum), 1593 nucleotides. It is a transcript of the gene PSMD7, whose product is annotated as proteasome 26S subunit, non-ATPase 7. Bases 54 to 1028 code for a protein of 324 amino acids. NCBI's taxonomy places the organism in Eukaryota, Metazoa, Chordata, Mammalia, Didelphimorphia, Didelphidae. The transcript is spliced from 7 exons. The record is from RefSeq and is a predicted model, not a curated record. Gene Ontology annotation, molecular function: protein binding; metallopeptidase activity. Gene Ontology annotation, cellular component: proteasome regulatory particle; proteasome complex. Gene Ontology annotation, biological process: proteasome-mediated ubiquitin-dependent protein catabolic process.